Molecule: messenger RNA, 2002 nt
Organism: Brassica oleracea var. oleracea
Lineage: Eukaryota; Viridiplantae; Streptophyta; Magnoliopsida; Brassicales; Brassicaceae
Exons: 2
Coding region: 499-1896 (465 amino acids)
Source: RefSeq, a predicted model, not a curated record
UUUUAAUAUUAUAUACUACUUUUCUUAAUCUAAAAGUCCAAGUAGUAAUAAUACUAUGUUUUGUUUUUGUUCGUCAUGAUAAAGUUUGAUGCUUUUCCUUUUCCCCUUAUAGCUUAUAACUGUUGAAUUCUGGUUUAGGAAAAUAUGUAUACUUUUGUUUAAUGUGAAUAACGAACCCUCUGCUACAUAUUGUUUAUCUUUUAAAGCGUUUAUGGAAUCUUCCAUUAUAGCAUUUACUUGUUUGCAUGUUUUAGAUUGAUACUGAAACUAUAUAUAUACUCUUCUAAAGCCAUUUACGGAAGCUCUUUGUGUGUAUGUGAUCGAUAUAGGUUUAGUAUCCUCCAUCAAUGGACUUAAUAUUAUGAGGGUUUAGCAGAGGUUUUUAUAGAUUUAAAACCUUGUCAAAAUUCUACAUAGGAAAACAGAAUCAGAAUUAUCAUAUUGUUAAAGAUAACAGGACAUUUUGUAUGUGUUUCCAUUUGAUUAAUUGGUCGAGUUAUGUACUACAUUGAUGUUCUUGUUAUACCUUCAUUGGUUUUAAUCUUGUUUAGGCUUCCAUGGAUGUUCUGUUGUAUGCUCUUUGUUAUGUUAUGUGUUGGAAUGUCAAUGUUGUUCUCUGUGUGUUGGCAUUUGAUAGGGACGGGGGCACAUAAUCAAAGAGCCAUGUAUUUCUUCGGUUUGUCCAAAGAACAAGUGUUGUCACAGAGACAUGUUGUAUCAUAUAAAGAGACUUUUAACCAGAACCCAACCAGUAGUACGGUCACUCUCUUUGGGAGACAGGUGUAUCCAGUGAAAAGAGAGAGCUCCAAUCUCAGCAAUGGAUGUAUGAGGAUACAAGACAUCGAUCUUCGCCUUCCUGCAGAUCACUACGCUUGUAAUGAGGAGAAAGAAGCGUUAGCCACAAGCUGGAGUGGCAAAAGAAACCCAAGAAUUGUUAUUGAUCUUGAACAACUUCCCACAGAAGAGGAUGCGGAUUCCAUUAGCUAUGCCACUGUGAAAAGUCCUGAAACAAAACCAUCAUUCUUGGCUCAUCAAUCUCUCUUAGAGAAUGGUAGUGAUAAAGCAAGUGAUAUGGAGUCUGGUUUACUGGAUCUUAAUAGUUUCCCUGAUGCUGAUGAGUUGGUUUCCGAGCCUCGUUGCUGUUUCUUACAAGAUCUGAACUGUCCUUACAUCGAAGAGACGGAAACUAGCUGCGAGAAGAGUGGUAUAGAUGAUGAAACUACGCCGCUUUGCUCUCCUAAAUCCCAAAACGUCCGUGGAAAAGACGGUACUGCAUCUCCAGCUUCAGAUACAUCUUGCUGCACCACUGAAGACAAUUUGAGAAGAGGCUCCUCUCCUCGAGCGUUGGAUCCUUCUUGCCGUACCAGGCUUGAGUUUCCUGUCUUACCAGAUAACGAGGAGGAAGAGUUGUCUGAAGUUAUUCAAAUGGCAGCUGAAUCAUUAGUCCACAUAUCAACGGUUUCAUAUCAAAACCAAGACUUGGGAUCAAAGCCUGUGUCGAGAACCAGCAGCUUGGAAUGCUGUUCCUGCGAUUCGUAUGAGCUACACACGUUAGGGAUAAGCGAAACCAACACGGAAGAAGACUUGUGCGUGUCAUCAAUGGCUAUGGAUGAGCUCAACAACAUCACAAGAGAUGGAAACAAAGAGAUGGGACUGAAGCUGAGAAGAGGGAGGAGGAUGAAGCAUUUUCAGAAGGAGAUACUCCCCAACUUAACGUCGCUCUCUAGGCACGAGAUACGCGAAGACAUUAACAUCUUGGAAGCGGUUUUGAGAUCAAGAGAGUACAAGAAAAUGCAGGGGAAAACGAAAGAUGUCAUUAAACUCGGAGCGAACCAGAAAAACAAACGUUCAGUGUCACAGAGGUACGUUGGUAAGAGAAGGCGAAAACUUGAAUGAGCUUAUGAUGAUAUCUUCAUGGGUUUCAGAUUUGCUUCAUUGUGUAAUCUUUUUAACCGUCUUAUGUUGUUCAAUUCUUUUUUCUAUAUUUAACUUUAUGACAUUG